AUGAAAACCCUCUUCGUUUCCCUACUUAUUUUCAAUCUUCUUUCGCUCACUCUUUCAAAAGAACUUUGCAAUUCCCAUGAUAAAAAAGUGCUCCUCCAAAUUAGAAAACAUUUUGGCGAUCCUUACUUCCUAGCCUCAUGGCUGUCGGACACUGAUUGCUGCACAACUUGGAACCAGGUGAAGUGUGACCGCACCACCAACCGCAUAGUUUCCCUAAGGCUUUUUUCUGGUAACCUUUCUGGUGAAAUCCCUGCUGAAGUUGGGGACUUGCCCUAUCUCACGACUCUCGAGUUCCACAAGCUGACAAAUAUUACCGGCAGCAUACCAACCUCCAUUUCCAAGCUCACACACCUCAUUUCACUCACACUUAGCCGGCUCAACCUCACUGGCUCAGUACCCGACUCUUUUAGCGAACUCAAGAAUCUGAGAGUAUUGGAUCUGUCUUUCAACAGCCUUUCAGGAUCAAUACCAAGCUCACUCGCUUUAAUGCCGGAAAUUGAUAUUCUUUCCUUGGACAGGAACAAGCUUACUGGUCCUAUCCCAGAUUCAUUUGGCAACUUCGUAGGCAGGGUACCGGGUAUUUCCCUGUCUCAUAACCAGCUUUCUGGUAAAAUCCCUGCUUCCUUAGACAACAGAGACUUUCGUUUGAUUGAUUUCUCGCGCAACAGACUUGAAGGUGAUGCUUCAAUGUUUUUUGGGCCAAACAAAACUACUGGAAGUGUGGAUCUAUCAAGGAAUUUGCUGGAGUUUAAUUUUUCAAAGCUGGUGUUUCCAAGCACCUUGACAUAUUUGGAUGUUAACCACAACAAGAUUUUCGGAAGCAUUCCUACUCAGAUGACUCAGUUAACUUUCCUGUCCUUGAACGUGAGUUACAACAGGCUUUGCGGUCAGAUUCCCCAAGGUGGUAAGUUGCAGAGCUUAGAUUACACAGCAUAUUUCCAUAACAGGUGCUUGUGUGGCACUCCACUGGAAAGCUGCAAAUAG
Dovyalis caffra is the source of this 984-nucleotide messenger RNA. Lineage: Eukaryota; Viridiplantae; Streptophyta; Magnoliopsida; Malpighiales; Salicaceae. The record is from the annotation of a GenBank genome assembly.